GAAACUUAAUUCAAACGAACCAUGUGGCAGUACUGUUUUGGUAAACCUUGAAAUCAUAUGUUCAACAAAAAAAGUAACAAACACGCCGCCGUCAACUUUUGAUAAAGCAAUUACUAUUACCCCAUUGAUAAACAAUUGUAAUAAAAUGCCACUUACCGAUGAUGAAGUGGAAUCUGGAGAAAAGUUAAAUGUCGGCGAAAAUAGUUUUAAAAAAAUUGAAGAUAAAGCCACCAAGAUCGGCUAUGCAGAUGGAGUUGCUGGUGGUCGAGAUAGCGUUUUCCAAAAAGGUUUCGAUUUAGGCUAUAUGGAUGGACUCAAAACUGGCUUUGAAGUUGAAAAAAUUCGUAAUUUUUUCAAAACUCUAAACUUGGAUAAGUUAUCUGAAGGACACAACAUCAAUGGACUGAAAUCCGAAAAAGACCAAUUUGAAAAGCUUCAAGUCGAAGAAUCGAAAUCCCAAAAUCAUUUUCAAUAUCUACAUCGCAAAGAGGAAGAUCUUAAAAUUGUAUCACAAAGACAACAUGAAUAUGUUAACAAAAUGAUGGAUCAAUUUGCGCUCAAAAUACCAAUAACUUUUGCUUUAUUAAACGCGCAAGAGAGUACAAAUUAGUUUUGUUUUUAAUGGGAUUUUUAAAUUUUCCAUUUUAAUAAAAAUUAUAAUUUAAAGUUAAUUAGUUAUAUAUUUGCAUGUAAGGGAUGACAAGACAUUUAUAAAUAAAGUCCUUCGGGUGUGCCUUCUUUUUUACGAUAGAGCACGCUUUCUUUCGAUUUUUUGAAAUCUUCA
Messenger RNA from Stomoxys calcitrans (stable fly), 784 nucleotides. RefSeq lists its product as uncharacterized. NCBI's taxonomy places the organism in Eukaryota, Metazoa, Arthropoda, Insecta, Diptera, Muscidae. The transcript is spliced from 2 exons. The record is from RefSeq and is a predicted model, not a curated record. Bases 146 to 610 code for a protein of 154 amino acids.